CCUUCUUGAAAAGGAAUAAGUUGUGAAGGUGUUUGAGAACAAGAGCCCGGAGCUUUCGGAGUAUCAGCGCAUUGAUUGUAAUUGCCAAAAACGAAGAAUGCCGUUGUUAUCCUUUUCGCGUCAGACGAAAGGCCUUCCCAGAACGGGGAAGAGACGAAGUCUUGGACGAUUACACCAAGUUUGUUCGUUCCCUUUGGUUCUCCUGGGUUCGCUGUUGGCCUACACACUUUUCAGUAACUCUUCGUUCUUGGUUGGAUGGGUGCAGUACAUUGAUUCGCAAGUCCAGGAUCUUGAAAUCUCCCAGCUUGCCACAGUCAAUUCUGCCGCAGCGAAACAAUUACAAUCGGCUCAGAUACAUAACAUCACACGCAGUGGACUUCAGUAUGGCACAGCGACCGGACAAAAUCAUUCGAGACACAGCAAAACAGCAGAAUCGCCUUUUCAGUCUUUGCAAACGUCACUAGAAUCUCAGCGACUUACACCUAUCGCUACCAGCUCAACCGUUAGGGGCAAUCGCUCCGUCACUGAUCUUCCAUACGCAGAUGCUCGCGACGAAGAUGGUUCCUGGGGGUACAUCGCCGACGCAACCCAGGUGAGGAGUCGAGUCCUGGCGCUUCUACCCUUAAACCAUACACUGCACAACAAUGUCACCAGUUUCAUACCCAUGACGGAAUCGGAACAAGAAGAAAUAUGCCAAAAGCCACCCGGAAGCGGACCGGAGCAAGAAUUGGGCUGGAAACUGAUGCAGCGUGUUGUCGUCAAUGCGCCCGAGCCGAGGUACGCCAACGAGUCUGCAGUCAUUGUCGCCAACGAAUCUGCAGUCAUCGUCACCAACGAGUCUCCAGUCAUCGUCACCAACGAGUCUCCAGUCAUCGUCACCAACUCGUCCUCCAUCUCAGUAAGCCACCACACAGAAACAGCAGCACCCAAAAUUCUUUGUGUCGUCUACACGUAUGAUGCUCAUCACGAUCGAGUUGCGGCGAUUGGUGAUACCUGGGGUUGGCGCUGUGACGGCUUUUUGGCCGCCUCCAACCGAACUGUUCCGGAGCUUGGGGCUGUAGAUUUGCCCCACGUUGGACCCGAAGCUUACGGCAAUAUGUGGCAAAAGACGCGUUCUAUAUUGGCGUACGUGCACGAACACUACAUUGCGGAGUACGAUUAUGUGCAUGUGGCAGGAGACGACACGUACGUGAUUGUGGAAAAUUUGAGAAAUUACUUGGAGUUUACGGUAGAGGCAAAACAUGGUCGAGACAAAAUACCAUUAUACUUGGGUCAGAGAAUUGUUGCGGGGGCUGGUUUCGCAUUUGUUUGUGGAGGAGGGGGUCACAUUUUGAACCGACUGGCUUUGGACCGUUUCGUCAAAGAAGCACUGCCAACGUGUGAGGCCGACAGAGAAGACCCUGCCGAAGAUCGCUGGCUAGGAUAUUGCUUGAGAGAAUUGGGUAUUCAUCACACGGACACAGUUGAUGUUUUCAAUCGACAACGAUUCCAGAGUAUGGAUCCCUACUUUGUCGCCUCGAGGAAUCCGCAGAGAGGCUUCUGGAAACGACAGUACAAAUUGUGGGGGGAGCGCUACGGCUUCAAGUGGGGCAUUGACUUAGUUUCGACACAAACCAUAACGUUUCACAUCAUCAAGGGGGCAGGUUGGAUGAAGCGCAUGCACGUUCUGCUAUACCAUACGUGCCCCGAUGUUACAUCCGUGAGUGACGAUCGUGAUGAAACGAGAACCAUUUUACUCUCCUAG
Molecule: messenger RNA, 1744 nt
Organism: Phaeodactylum tricornutum CCAP 1055/1
Lineage: Eukaryota; Bacillariophyta; Bacillariophyceae; Surirellales; Neidiaceae
Exons: 1
Coding region: 98-1744 (548 amino acids)
Cellular component (GO): membrane
Molecular function (GO): N-acetylgalactosaminide beta-1,3-galactosyltransferase activity
Source: RefSeq, a predicted model, not a curated record